UGUGUGGCUAUAAAAGCCAACUGGCCGAUCCACUUUGUGAUCACACGCGCUUUAACUCUCGCUUUCUACGCUCCCAAAAAAAAAACGCAAUCAAAAUGUGCAAGAUCCAUCCUCUUUUCGUCCUGGCGGUCGCGGUGGCCUGUUGUCACGCUCUUCCCGUGGAGCCCGAACGUGAGCCCGUGGCUAUCCUGAAGUCUGAGAUCGUCAAGACCGAGGAUGGCUACAUCAGCGCCUACGAGGGAGCAGAUGGAAUAUCUCGCAACGAGGAAGCUGUUGUGGUGGACAAGGGCACCGACGAGGAGGCUCUGGAGGUAAAGGGAUCCUACAAGUACAUAAACGAAGACGGCCAGGAGGUGGAGGUGUUCUAUACGGCGGGAAAGAACGGAUUUGUUCCUUACGGCAGCAUUAUCAAUCCGGAAAUCACGGCCGUUGCCGAAGCAGCCAAGGAUCUGCCAAAGGUGGUGAAGGCGGAGAAGGCGGAAAAGCCUUAGAAAGUGUUUCCUGAAUAAGAUCUCUUAGAAGUUAAUAAGAUAAACGACAAGUCCAGAGUAUUGUCACUGGGCAAACUAAAAUAAAAGUCAACGCGACUGCGAAAGAGUUGUUUUAA
Molecule: messenger RNA, 607 nt
Organism: Drosophila simulans
Lineage: Eukaryota; Metazoa; Arthropoda; Insecta; Diptera; Drosophilidae
Gene: Cpr47Ec
Product: endocuticle structural glycoprotein ABD-5
Exons: 2
Coding region: 96-491 (131 amino acids)
Cellular component (GO): chitin-based extracellular matrix
Molecular function (GO): structural constituent of chitin-based larval cuticle
Source: RefSeq, a predicted model, not a curated record